Molecule: messenger RNA, 2084 nt
Organism: Lytechinus variegatus (green sea urchin)
Lineage: Eukaryota; Metazoa; Echinodermata; Echinoidea; Temnopleuroida; Toxopneustidae
Product: THUMP domain-containing protein 3-like
Exons: 9
Coding region: 11-1549 (512 amino acids)
Biological process (GO): tRNA methylation
Molecular function (GO): RNA binding; tRNA (guanine) methyltransferase activity
Source: RefSeq, a predicted model, not a curated record
UUUUACACACAUGCAUGCAUGCACGGCACGUCAGCACAGCGCAGUUAAAAUUCUGGACAGGUCUCACCUGAUACUAAUAAAGAUGGGGGAAAAAUCAGAAGAUUUGAACAUUGCUACAGUAUGUGCAACGAUAAAUACAGGUCUAGAACAUUUAGGCAACCAAGAAUGUGUUGAGAAAUUGGGUUCCAGCUCCCUUUCAAGAACCGUCAAGAAAUUCAGAGGACGAAUCAUAUUUGAGCUUCCUGCACAGGACAUUAAAAAGGCUACUCAACUGAGGUCAGUGGAUAACUUGUCGGUUGUUCUCAACAAUAUUAGUGAUGUAGAUUUACACCAAGAGAAGGAACAAGUUAUUGAUGACCUAUGUAAGAAAAUCAUUGAAAGCAAUUGGAAGUUAGCCUUGGACACCUGGAGAAAUUUCACAAAGUCUGAACUCUGUCUGGACCCUCUUCCUGGAAAACUACCCUCUGCAUCCUCCAAAUACGUAGAUGCCAAGACAACACCAGAGGUUGGCAUCAAGGACAAGAAUGAUGACAGUCCUGGAGAAGUGCCUCCUAAGGAAUCAUCUUUGAGGGAAGUGCCUCUUGCUGAUACUCCAUCUGAAGCAAUAGCAUCAGAAGAAGUUCCUCAAGGAGAAUCGACAACCACUGUAAACCGUCCAACAUUCCGAGUGACUUGCACACGAACAGGAGAGAAACACAAAUUCAACUCUCGGGACGUUGCCCCAGCGGUGGGUAGUUUGAUCAAUGAGACCUUUGGAUGGCCCGUCAAGAUGAAGGACUAUGACAUUGAGGUGGUGGUCAAUAUCGUGGAGGACUCGACCAUGGUGUCCAUAAGCUUGACCAAGGAAUCCAUGCACAGAAGGAACAUUACUCACUUUGGUAUAACGACUCUCAAGUCGACUAUCGCAUACUGCAUGCUUCGAAUGGCUCAACCUCAACCAGGAGAAGUUAUCAUUGAUCCUAUGUGUGGUGUAGGUGGUAUCCCGCUUGAGGGUUUGCUAGAUUGGAAAUCUUGCCACGUCGUUGCUGGAGAUAUGAAUGAUGUGGCAGUAGAAAGAACAAAAGCUAACUUAGAUUCACUAUCUGAAAGAAGGAGAAGUGUUCGUAUAGAAAGACCUGAUAUUGACAACGAUGUUCUACAGUGGGAUGUAACCAAUCUACCUCUAAAAUCUGCCUCAGUAGAUGUUUUUGUCACAGAUUUGCCGUUUGGAAAAAGGCUUGGUAGCAGAAGGAAUAACUGGUCUCUGUAUCAUAAAUGCCUAGAAGAGAUGGCCAGAGUUUGUCGGCCUGGGACUGGCCGUGCUGUGCUCUUAACACAAGACAAGAAAUGUAUGGUUCAGACCCUGCAGCGGUGCCACCACAUAUGGCGCAAGAAACAUGUCUACUUCAUAAACCAUGGAGGACUCAAGGCCUGCAUCUAUCUUCUCCAGAGGCCAAAGGUUAAACAACGUCGGAACAAGACAGACGGACAAGAUGAAGCAGGAGAUUUAGACGAAGAGGAAGGAAUGGAUGAGAGUACAGAGCAAGAUGAUGAAAUGCAAAGUUCUUGACAAAGAAACCUGGUAACAAAUAGAACUCCAUGUUUCUUCACCAGCACAGCUUGCUCGAGUGAAGACAGCGAUGGGGGUAGAUCACCUUGACAAUAAGUUCGGUUUAAUAAAAUCAUAUCAUUCUCCCUACUAAAAUCAUAAUACUGAUUUUCUUUGUUCUUGGAUUUAAAGAACUUUCAUGCAUACAGACUUGCCUAGAUAAUUCAUUUUCUUUACUAAGCAAGAAUUGCUAACCCUUGGCAAUUUUUCAGAAAAAUCAUGUCUAAUUAGUGGGAAAAAAUAUAGAAUAUAUAACAUUUUGUGAUGUCAUAUACCAUGUACAAGUAAAACUUGGAAAUCAGCUGCUCAUUCACCCCGAAGAUGAGCUUAUAGCAUCCGUCCACAAUUUCAAUUCUGUUUGCCUUAUAUGAUAACACUAGGUGGGGAAUUAUUACAAAGCAUUAUUAUUUGCUUCUAUCUGACCGGAAUUCUUUAACAUUUCACGUGUAAUUUAAAUUCUGUUUGCUUCAUAUACUAAUAAAUUCAUGAAUCACAA